Pomacea canaliculata is the source of this 985-nucleotide messenger RNA. Its product is annotated as iron-sulfur cluster assembly 2 homolog, mitochondrial-like. Gene Ontology annotation, molecular function: 4 iron, 4 sulfur cluster binding; iron ion binding; 2 iron, 2 sulfur cluster binding. The transcript has 4 exons. Lineage: Eukaryota; Metazoa; Mollusca; Gastropoda; Architaenioglossa; Ampullariidae. Gene Ontology annotation, cellular component: mitochondrion. The record is from RefSeq and is a predicted model, not a curated record. Gene Ontology annotation, biological process: iron-sulfur cluster assembly. The coding region runs from base 362 to 772 and encodes 136 amino acids.
UUGCAUCGAGACUGUCGAUCGGCCUAAAGAUGAAGCGUGGCCAUGAUAGACACCCGAGAUGCCGUUUCUUCCUUCACACAUCAGUCUCAGUCUAGAAUGUAGACUGAUGUAGGCAAGUCCUCGGAGUGGGUUGUGCUGGAAAGGAAAGGCAUAAAACGUCAAGCGAUCCUUUUGAAACAAGGAAUCUGCUGCGCAAAAUGUGCGGAGCCCUAACGCUGCUGUUGUUACCAGGAAGAGACAUUCAUCUGUACUCUCGCACACAAGAGUUCUUCCGGUGGCUCAGCCAUGGCCUGUGUUUAUAAAAGCCUUCGACUUUCUACCUUCUAGUCCAAGGGUUCUGACCUACACAGUAUGGAAGGCAAUGCAACAGACAAUCCAGCAUUCAUCACGGAAAAAAUCUUCAACUACAGAAAGCCUGAGACAGCCACAGGAACAACAUCCCCAAAGUGAUUUAAUACUCAGUGAUAGCUGUGUUAAGCAAUUGAAAGCCAUUACAAAAGAUGACAAGUCAUUCUUGCGAAUUGUUGUUGAGGGUGGUGGCUGUUCUGGCUUUCAGUACAAGUUUGACUUGGACAAAGAAGUGAAGGAAGAUGACAGAGUAUUUGAAAAGGAUGGAGUAUGUGUGGUAAUCGAUACAGAAUCUCUCGAAUAUGUACGUGGGUCUACUGUGGAUUACCAUGCAGAACUUAUACGGUCAGCAUUUCGUGUCAUCAACAAUCCUCGUGCUGAGCAAGGUUGUUCAUGUGGGUCUUCCUUCUCUGUCAAGCUGUGAUCAAAGUUUUUUAACAAAUAUACAAACGAUACGUUUUCUUGGACAUAUGGUACAAAAAAAAACAACCAACAACCAAAGGUUUGUGAAAACUGAGCUUUAGAGCCACAAUUUUUAGAUAAACUUUAGCUGACUUGUAUGUUUUGUGUAUAGAACAAAUUCAUCAUGUUUAUUCAAAGAGCAGAUACAGAGGGUAAUAAAUAUUUAUUGCACAGA